AUGUAUCUCCGCGCAGUCCACGCAGAAAACAGCAUCCCGGCUCUUCGCCAGCUCAUCAAGGAAUAUCCCCUCGGGGUCCUGACCACGGCCAUCCCCUCGGCAACCCAGCCUUUUAUCCAGUCCAGCCACAUCCCGUGGGUGCUUGACGUCCAGGAUGACUCCAGCGAGACCGAGCUCGGCGUCCUGAGGGGCCACAUCGCGCGCGCCAACCCCCAGAGCAAGACCAUGAUCGAGUCGUUGUCGGCGGAGAACCGCGCCGGGACCGGGGACGUCCUCGACCAGGAGGUGCUGGUCCUCUUCACGGCCCCGACGCACCACUACGUGACGCCCAAGUUCUACACCGAGACCAAGCCGACCACAGGCAAGGUCGUGCCGACCUGGAACUACGCCGCCGUGCAGGCCUACGGGCGCGCCAGGAUCUACUACGAGGCCAAGUCCGAGGAGACGUCCGGCUUCCUGGCCCGCCAGAUCCACGACCUCUCCCAGCUCGGGGAGAUGUCCGUCAUGGGAUACACGGGCGAGGGCGGCCGCCCGGGGCCGUGGAAGGUGACGGACGCCCCCGAGCGGUACGUCGAGCUCUCGAGGAUGGCCAUCGUCGGCAUCGAGAUCACCAUCGACAGGCUCCAGGGCAAGUUCAAGAUGAGCCAGGAGCUGGGCGAGGGCGACCGUCGGGGAGUCGUCGAGGGGUUCAAGGCGCUGGGGUCCGAUGUGGGCGGCAAGAUGUCCGACCUGGUGCGGGAGCGCGGUGAAAUGAAGCAGAAGUUUAAGCAAUGA
Colletotrichum higginsianum IMI 349063 is the source of this 774-nucleotide messenger RNA. RefSeq names its product Transcriptional regulator. The transcript has a single exon. The coding region runs from base 1 to 774 and encodes 257 amino acids. Lineage: Eukaryota; Fungi; Ascomycota; Sordariomycetes; Glomerellales; Glomerellaceae. The record is from RefSeq and is a predicted model, not a curated record.